AUGGCCAACACCACUGGAGAGCCCGAGGAGGUGAGCGGUGCACUGUCCCCGCCAUCAGCAUCAGCUUAUGUGAAGCUGGUGCUGCUGGGACUGAUUAUGUGUGUGAGCCUGGCAGGCAAUGCCAUCUUGUCUCUGCUGGUGCUCAAGGAGCGUGCCCUGCACAAAGCUCCUUACUACUUUCUGCUGGACCUGUGCCUAGCUGAUGGCAUACGCUCUGCCGUCUGCUUCCCCUUUGUACUGGCUUCUGUGCGGCACGGCUCCUCAUGGACCUUCAGUGCACUCAGCUGUAAGAUUGUGGCCUUUAUGGCCGUGCUCUUUUGCUUCCAUGCAGCCUUCAUGCUAUUCUGCAUCAGCGUCACUCGCUACAUGGCCAUCGCCCACCACCGCUUCUACGCCAAGCGCAUGACACUCUGGACAUGCGCAGCUGUCAUCUGCAUGGCCUGGACCUUGUCUGUGGCCAUGGCUUUCCCACCUGUCUUCGAUGUGGGCACCUACAAGUUUAUCCGGGAGGAAGACCAAUGCAUCUUUGAGCAUCGCUACUUCAAGGCCAAUGACACACUGGGUUUCAUGCUUAUGUUGGCUGUGCUCAUGGCGGCCACGCAUGCUGUCUAUGGCAAGUUGCUCCUCUUCGAGUAUCGUCACCGCAAGAUGAAGCCAGUGCAGAUGGUGCCAGCCAUCAGCCAGAACUGGACAUUCCACGGUCCUGGGGCCACUGGCCAAGCUGCUGCCAAUUGGAUCGCCGGCUUUGGCCGUGGGCCCAUGCCACCAACCCUUCUGGGUAUCCGGCAGAAUGGGCAUGCGGCCAGUCGAAGGCUGCUGGGGAUGGACGAAGUCAAAGGUGAAAAACAGCUAGGGCGCAUGUUCUACGCAAUCACACUGCUCUUUCUGCUCCUCUGGUCACCCUACAUCGUGGCCUGCUACUGGCGAGUGUUCGUGAAAGCCUGUGCUGUGCCCCACCGCUACCUGGCCACCGCUGUUUGGAUGAGCUUCGCCCAGGCUGCUGUCAAUCCGAUUGUCUGCUUCCUGCUCAACAAGGACCUCAAGAAGUGCCUGAGGACUCACGCCCCCUGCUGGGGCACAGGAGGUGCCCCAGCUCCCAGAGAACCCUACUGUGUCAUGUGA
Molecule: messenger RNA, 1122 nt
Organism: Dipodomys ordii (Ord's kangaroo rat)
Lineage: Eukaryota; Metazoa; Chordata; Mammalia; Rodentia; Heteromyidae
Gene: Gpr173
Product: G protein-coupled receptor 173
Exons: 1
Coding region: 1-1122 (373 amino acids)
Biological process (GO): G protein-coupled receptor signaling pathway
Cellular component (GO): plasma membrane
Molecular function (GO): G protein-coupled receptor activity
Source: RefSeq, a predicted model, not a curated record